Molecule: messenger RNA, 1893 nt
Organism: Ascochyta rabiei
Lineage: Eukaryota; Fungi; Ascomycota; Dothideomycetes; Pleosporales; Didymellaceae
Exons: 2
Coding region: 1-1893 (630 amino acids)
Molecular function (GO): FAD binding
Source: RefSeq, a predicted model, not a curated record
AUGGCGGUCGAAAACUACGACAUCGUCAUCGUCGGCGCCGGACCGGUCGGUCUAUGUCUCUCCACGUGUCUGUCGAGAUGGGGGUACAAGAUCAAGCACAUCGACAACCGGCCCGAGCCCACGGCCACUGGGCGCGCAGACGGCAUCCAGCCGCGGUCGUUGGAUCUCCUGCGCAACAUGGGCCUGAAGCGCAAGAUCAUGGAGCACGAGCCGGCCAAGGUCUACGAAGUCGCUUUCUGGGACCCGAGCUCCAAGGGCGGCAUCGUUCAGACCGGCACAUGGGCUAGUUGCCCCAAGUUCAUCGACGCGAGAUACCCGUUCACGACGCUGCUGCAUCAGGGUCUGAUCGAGAGGGUCUUCAUCCAGGAUAUCGAGAAGAAUGGAAACACGGUUCAGCGGCCCUGGACGAUUACCGGCUUCGAGAACGACGGGAAGGAUCCUACAUACCCGGUCGAGGUCAAGCUUUCGCACGUUGAUGGCACAUUGUCCGAGACUGUACGGGCCAAGUAUCUCUUCAGUGGAGAGGGCGCGAGGAGUUUUGUGAGGGACCAGCUCGGCGUAAAGAUCCGGUACAAGGAUCCCAUUGCGCACGUAUGGGGUGUCAUGGACGGCGUUGUCAGGACGAACUUCCCCGAUAUCAAGAUGAAAUGCACAAUUCACUCAGACGCUGGAUCCAUCAUGAUCAUUCCUCGCGAGGACAAUAUGGUCCGUCUCUACAUCCAGAUUGCCAGCUCCACAGACAAGGACUGGGAUCCCCGCAAACAAGCCACAGCAGAAGAGGUACAGGAGAAGGCAAAGGCUAUCUUGAAGCCCUACGAGAUCACUUGGGACCGUCUUGAGUGGUUCUCUGUCUACCCUAUCGGUCAGGGUAUCGCCGAGAAGUACACGCUGGACGAGCGUGUCUUCAUGGGUGGUGAUGCCUGCCACACACAUUCCCCCAAGGCCGGCCAAGGCAUGAACACCGCGUUCCUGGACGCAGUGAACCUCGCCUGGAAGAUCCACCACGUUGAGUCUGGAUGGGCGCCACGCUCCACCCUCUCCACCUACGAGUCUGAACGCCAGCUCAUUGCCGAAACCCUGCUCGACUUCGACGCGCGGUACGCAAAGCUCUUCUCCGCACGCAUCCCCUCCGCUGGUGAGGUCGCCGGCGCGUCCUCCAGCGACGCUUCUGAGAAUGAGUUCAUCAAGACAUUCAAGGCUAGCUGCGAGUUCACCUCAGGAUACGGCGUAGCGUACAAUCCCAACGCGAUCAACUGGGGCCCCGAGCAUCCCGCACAGCACCCUCUGAUCCUGCAAUACGAAAAGGGUACCACACUCCGAACCGGACGCAUCCUCAUCCCGGCAACGGUAACGCGCGUCGUAGACGCCAACGUGGUGCAUCUCGAGCAGGAAAUCCCCCUCAACGGCUCCUACCGCGUCUUCGUCUUCGGCGGCGCCCUCAGCCAGACCGCGACCGCGCUCAAUGACCUCGCAUCCCACAUGUCAGCCCCCUCCUCCUUCUUCUCCAACUUCCUCUACAAGGACGUCGACACAGCCGACCGCUACCACGAGCAGCACAACCCGCACACGUCCUUCCUCUCGCUCGCCAUCAUCCUCAACGCGCCCCGCGCCAAGAUCCACAUUGACCAGCAGCUCCCCAAGAUCCUCGCCCGCUACGCCGACCACGUCUACGCCGACGACGUGUGGGACGUGCGCGUGCCCGACGCCAAAGCCGCGGCGCACGCCAAGAUGGGGCUCAGCGAGGACAAGGGUGGUAUUGUCGUCGUCCGGCCCGAUGGGUAUGUCGGCGUUGUGGUCAAGCUGGAGGAGGGCAGCGGGACGGCAGACGCGCUGAACAAGUACUUUGGCGCAGUGACGGGGAAGAAGCUGGGCGGCGAGCGAGCGAGCUUGUAG